Messenger RNA from Trichogramma pretiosum, 4465 nucleotides. It is a transcript of the gene Elp1, whose product is annotated as elongator complex protein 1. Gene Ontology annotation, molecular function: tRNA binding. The transcript is spliced from 10 exons. The record is from RefSeq and is a predicted model, not a curated record. Gene Ontology annotation, cellular component: elongator holoenzyme complex; cytosol. Lineage: Eukaryota; Metazoa; Arthropoda; Insecta; Hymenoptera; Trichogrammatidae. Gene Ontology annotation, biological process: tRNA wobble base 5-methoxycarbonylmethyl-2-thiouridinylation. The coding region runs from base 238 to 4371 and encodes 1377 amino acids.
AGUCUGAGACACUGUGCUAUAACGCAAGAUUUGUGUCUGCUGAUUUUAAUUGUUUUUUCUAAGAUAGAAAUGAAUUAGUGAAGAUUUUCCACAAAAUAAUUACGUAGUUAAGUAUUACGCGGUAAACUCACAGUAAAACGUAUGGUGUAAUUUACGUUUUGUGACCUUUGGUUAUAAUAGUUUUGUGAACAGUUAUUUUGAUACAAACAUUUAUUAAAGUGAUUAAUAAUAGUAAUCAUGAGGAAUCUAACUGUGAACACGCAAAAAACAUGUCUGUUUACGGACACGGAAGCUUUGAGUCAAGAGUUUAAGUGCUGUUACGACGAUGAUAAUGAUGUCUAUUAUCUCAUGCAGCCAGAAGAAAAACGUAUCAUUGCCAUCAGUGGAGUUGACAAUAGAAUUCUUCUGGAUGAUAGAUUAUCAUUGAGAAAUAAUCUGGCUGUACCUGUGGGGAUUACUUACAGUAGCAUCCAAGAUGAGCUUUAUGUUGCCUUUGAUGCUGGAUUUGUCAUUGAAGUCAAGAAAAUAUCAUCCAAUGAGAUGAGAUAUGCAGAAAUCGAUGAUUACAAAAAGGGUCUGUUCAGCAUUAAUAUGAGUCCAGAUCAUGAAAUUGUUGUACUAGUGACAAGAGAGUAUGAAGUUAUAACAUUGAAUGCAGAUUAUAAACAAUUAAAUAAAGUAAGCUUGAAAACAGAAGAAUUCGGUGAAAAACAAUUUAUUACUGUUGGUUGGGGUAGUAAAGGAACACAGUUUCAUGGUUCUGAAGGCAAAGCAGCUAGAAAUGUAUCAUCUGUUCAAGGCAGAACCGAACUUGAUGACUGCAUGCCAAGAAUUACUUGGAAAGGUGAUGGUACAAUGUUUGCUGUAAGUUACAUUGAUUUAGAAUCACAGGCUAGAAGGUUUAGAGUAUUUAGUAGGGAAGGAACUUUAUAUUACACUAGUGAGUUAGUUCAAGGUUUAGAAGCUUGUUUAUCCUGGAAACCAUCUGGAAACUUGAUUGCUGGUACUCGAAAGCUUCCUAAUAAACAUACAGUUGCUUUAUUUGAAAAAAAUGGUCUUAUGCACAGAGAAUUUGUAUUACCUUUUGGUGGUCAAAAGAUCUUGAUAAUGGAUCUUAUUUGGUCAAGAGAUUCUGAUAUAUUAGCCAUUUUACAUAAAGAUGUUAAUAGUAAUCUCACUAGUAUACAUUUGUGGGCUGAAAAAAAUUACCACUGGUACUUGAAGCAAACAAUUUUUUAUCCUCCUGAUAAUCCAAUUUUAUUUGCUACUUGGGGUCAACAACAUGGCAAAGACUUAUUAGUUUUAUCAGCUAAGAGCACUUCUACUUACACUUUCCGUUGGAAAAUUGAUCAUAGUCGUGGAUUGACUGCUGAUGAUGGUGCAGUAGUUAGUGUAAUUAAUGGAUCAAAUGUACAUAUGACUUGUUUUAAAGAUGGUAUUGUACCACCUCCAAUGGCUCAACAAAUAUUGGAGUUUGCGGGUCCUGUUAAUGCCUUAUCAUUCGCACCUCCUGGAUGUGAACUGAAUACUAAUGAAUUCUUAGUUCUCUUGAGUAACAAUAAAUUAUAUAAAUUUGAAUCAGCAAAAGAUGAAGGAAAACUGGUUUAUAAAACAAAUUCAAGUUAUAUCAUUAAUUUGCCGUUAGAAGAACCUGAAAAAUAUUCAUUGAAUUUAAUAAAUCAUUUGCUUUGGUAUACACCCAAAUUAGUUUUGUGCUCAUUAGCUACAGGCUUAAAGAGCUCUUUGUGCAAAAUCGAAUUAAGCAAUAUUGAAAAUUUGGAUAAAAUCUUGAUAGAUCUCACGAUCAUUAAAGAAAUGCCAGGUCAAAUCCAGCAUAUUCUCACAUCAAGUGCCACAGGUGAUGCCUACAUAGUUUGUGACAAUAAAUUAUACACAUACAGUGUAGUGAGUGGAUUAGAAAAAUCUUCUCUCUAUUUGGGAGAUGAACCACCUGUAAAACUAGAAUUUGUACAAUUUGGUUCAAGAGAAGUAAUUGUAAAUUUAUCGCGUAAACAUGUGCUUUACGUCGGUGGUAAGCAGGUUGCCAAUAAUGUAACCAGCUUCCAUGUACAUUCAGAAUUUUUCUUGAUCACUACUCUACAACACACUUUGAUUGCAUUCAGGUUGGAUGAAGAUGGUUUGAUGCAGUUAGAAAAUAAAGAUUUAACUAUUCAGCCAUGGACAAUGGAAGAUAGUAAAGCUCAAAGAAUUCAAGAAUUGAGUAUUCGUCGUGUCGAGCGGGGAUCAACACUUGUGACGGUGCUACCAAAAGAUUGCAAAGUUAUUCUUCAAAUGCCCCGAGGUAAUUUGGAGUGCAUCCAGCCACGUGCUUUAUCCCUCGUCAUAAUCGGUACAUACAUCGACAACUUAGAGUUUUUAUCAGCAUUCGACUUAAUGCGUAAGCAACGCAUUGAUCUGAAUUUACUUUACGAUCAUUCGCCUGAUACCUUCAUGAACAAUGCCGAAAAAUUUGUCAGUGACGUGAAGAAGUCAAGCUGGUUAAGUCUGUUUUUAUCAGAAUUAAGAGAUGAGAAUGUCACUAAGACUGCUUACAAAAGUAGCUACAUGGGUAAAAAUUCUGUAACAAAUGAUUCGAGAGUCAACAAAGUCGAAGAAGUUUGCACUAGAUUGCGAGAAAUCAUGGAAAAAAAUUCAAGCGCCUAUCUGCAGCCAAUAUUAAUUAGCUUGGUGAAAAACCAAAAGCGAUCCGGCCUGGAGGCGGCUCUGCGCAAAGUCAGAGAAAUUAUGGACAUGGCUAAAGUUGAAGAACUAAAAAUCGAGUUAAAAUCGGAUCCACCGUCUCCGAAAUUUGACACGGAGGGCCGAGUUGUCAUGGACUCUGAAGUCCCCCAACUCAGUGAUAAAGAAUUGACCGACGAACUCGGUCGACAGGUCGACAUAAACGGCAUGAUUGACGAAGAGGAAGGCAUACCACUGGAAAAAGAGUUCGAACCUAUAGAAUUAGUCGUUACGCCGACCCAAGACAACAUAACACCAGCCGACGAGGCAAUGAAAUAUUUAAUGUACAUGGUCAAUGUUAAUACGUUGUACGACGUAGCACUAGGCAUGUACGACUUUGACUUGGUAACUCUGAUUGCUGAAAAAGCUCAAAAAGAUCCGAAAGAGUAUGUUCCAUUUUUGAACGAUCUCGCUCAGCUGGACGAUCAUUAUAUGAAAUUUUCAAUUGAUAAAUAUCUUAAGCGUUACAGCUCUGCCUUGGAUCACAUAGCUAAAUUGCCAGAAAAAUUCGAUGAGUGCUUGAAAUUCAUCGACACACAUAAACUUUUCGCCAAAGCUAUGCGAUUAUUCAACAAACAACCCGAGGCAUACAAACAGAUAGCUGGACUUUACGGUGAAUAUCUCAUAUCUAAAAAUAAUGAAAAAGAGGCGGGUAUCAUGUUCACAAAGGCUGGUCUCUACAGCGAAGCUUUGCAGGCCUUCAAGCGCGGUGGAUGCGUCAAAGAAGCGAUUGUCACAGCUGCCCAUAAGCUCAACAUGGGUCUCCGGGAACAGAUAUACCUUUACGAAGAAUUGGUUUACGAGUUGAAGGAGCAAAAGAGAUACCAAGAAGCCGCGGAAGUACUACGGAAGCACUUGAACAGGCCAGAAGACGCUGUAGUAGCACUUUGUGACGGCAGAUUUUUCGAUGCUGCCUGGUCGGAUGCACAUCACAUGAAGCGUCUGGAUCUUAUAGAAACCCACGUGAAACCUGGCAUAUAUAGACACACCGAAUUCUUAUUGGAACAAUUGGCCAAGAAUCACGCGGAAUUUUUGAAGUACAAGACGCGCUUGGCUGUCGUACGCGAGGAAGCAGCCAACCGAGCCGCGGCUCGAUUGAAUUUUGACGACGGCGAUGAAAUGGAAGGAAACAACGGCUUGAGCGAUCUGUUGAGUGACACAACGAGCAUAGCAGGCUCGACGGUCUCGAGAAGUUCGAGAUCCAGCGGCAGAAGCUACAGAUCGAGCAAAAAUCGCAGAAAGCACGAAAGAAAGAUGCAAAGCGUCAAGGAGGGUAGUGCUUAUGAAGAUCUGGCCUUGAUAAGGGCACUGCAUGGAUUAGUUACGCAAACUUAUGCAAUGAGAGCUGAAAUACGAUCACUCGGAGAAAUGUUACUUUUGAUCGACGGGGAUGAGUCAGCUGCCAACUUAUACAAAGCAAUGGUAGCAUUCCUGAAGGACAUUAAUAGCAGUAAACAGGAAAUAUGGCCUCCAAAUGCAGAGAAAAUUCCCGAACCAGUAACUGCCGAUCCGAACAUGCCAACUUUCACAUUAGAGCCCCAUUUACUAACAGCACCAGUUGAAAUGCCUAUCAAAUGGAGAAUGGAUAUGUUUGAAGAGGGAGACGACAAUAAGCACGUUACAGACAAAUAGAUAGAUUAUUGUUACUUCUUGUCCAAAGAGCGACGAUAGUGAAAUGUCAAGUAGAUUAAUUGUAUAAUUUUUUUACUAUUUAUUAGUUAUCUAG